Molecule: messenger RNA, 581 nt
Organism: Gaeumannomyces tritici R3-111a-1
Lineage: Eukaryota; Fungi; Ascomycota; Sordariomycetes; Magnaporthales; Magnaporthaceae
Exons: 1
Coding region: 252-533 (93 amino acids)
Source: RefSeq, a predicted model, not a curated record
GCUACUUCCGACGGCUAUCAAGCCGACUGGACGGGUGACCCGGCAUGGAUAUUUUUUAUUUUUUCGUCUACGUUUCGAAUUAUGCGUCCAGGGCUUGUUUCCUCUGUUGCAGGCCAGCAUGUCUUCUCCUUUUUUUUUUCUAGCCCUCUUCGGUCACGCCGAUCGUCGGGAAAGGGGAAGUGUCCUCUGUUUCCGACUGUUGCUGUUUUCUUUACACUGCCUUCCCUCCCUCCCACGAUGCCGGGGUGCUGAUGAACUACGCCCCGCGAAACCAGGAUGGUGGAGGAGGGACGCUCAUAGGCUUGUUUCGGUGCACACGAUGGUCCGAGUUUGAGCCCAUGGUGUGCUGUCCGUGUGGGAGGAGCAGGAGGAGGAGGAGAGCUGAGGCAGCAGCCGUCAAACUGUCAGAAGGCAGCGCAUAUAAUCUUUCCACCAAUCUCUUGCAUGCUGAGGCAGAGAGGGACGAGGUGGAAGAAGGAAUGUUUCAAACACAAGGAAGCGCCACCGCCGUCCCGUCCGGCCCAAGGCAUUAGCCAGGAAUUAUGCCUGCAACGUCGCACGCCAAUGGGGACACGGGCAUA